UGUGUAUGGGAAAGAAAUCUGCAGAGGCAUGAUGAGGUGUCUGAUAUUCGGCCUGCUAUGUCUGGUUCUUACUGAGGGACUUGUCAGAGUUCCUCUUGUUAAAAAGGAGACCAUAAUGAGAGAAAGGGGUCUCCUCAAGGAAAUGCUGAAGUACUCACAGUACAGCUCUCAAGAUGGUUACAAUGAAAAGUUGGUCAAUCAAAACGACAUGGCUUAUUUUGGAAAGGUUGGCAUUGGAAGCCCUCCACAGUACUUCUACCUACACUUUGACACCGGCUCCAGCACGCUGUGGGUCAACUCUGUCUACUGCAAAAGUGCUGCCUGCAAAAGUCAUCCUCUCUUCAACCCGAAAGAGUCUUCCACGUUCACCAGCAAUCACAAACCAUUUUCAGUCAAGUAUGGAACAGGCAGUGUUCAAGGUUUUGUUGGCUAUGACACAGUCAGAUUGGGUCAGCUUGCUGUCAAAAAACAGCAGAUCGGUUUAAGCACUUCAGAGCCUGGUAAUCAUUUUGCAAAGCCUCUGCAUGAUGGACUCAUGGGCCUGGCCUUCAUGUCAAGUCAACAUACCAUCGUUGAUACCAUGAUCCAAGAAGGUGUUAUUGAUGAGCCGAUCUUUGCUUUUUACUUGAGCAGGGACUCUGAGAGUGAAAGUGAGGUGGUGUUUGGUGGAGUUGAUCACUCUCAUUACCAAGGUCAGAUCAACUGGGUUCCUGUACAACAUAACAGCCACUGGCAGCUGGUCUUUGAAGGUUUUGAGGUGAAUCACAACUCACCUGGAUGGUGUGAAAAUGGAUGUACUGCUAUUACCGACACAGGAACGUCACUGCUGCUGUGCCCACCACAGUAUGUAAAAUCUCUCCAUAAAAUGCUGGGAGCCCAUCAGGAUGGCAAUGGCAACUACAUGUUUGACUGUAAUGCUGUGAGCAGCCUUCCCACACUGACGUUCGUUAUGAACGGAGCUCACCUGCACUUGCCGGGUAGUGCUUAUGUGCUUCAGGGAAGUCAUUCUAGCUCCCACUGCAAGAGUGGCAUAGGGGCAUCACAUGAGGAGUACAGAAACGGUCAUCCUUACUGGAUCCUGGGUGAUGUCUUCCUCAGGCAGUUCUACUCUGUGUUUGACCAAGGAAAAGCUAGAGUGGGAUUUGCUACCUUAGCAUAAAGUUAUCCUCUCUGAAUCAUCAUGAAGUCAUGAUUUUCUUGUUCAUGAUUUUAAAAAGAAUGAAUGCAUGAGUAAAUGUCUAAGACUUGUUUGUU
Hemibagrus wyckioides is the source of this 1254-nucleotide messenger RNA. RefSeq names its product gastricsin-like. Gene Ontology annotation, molecular function: aspartic-type endopeptidase activity. Gene Ontology annotation, biological process: proteolysis. Bases 29 to 1159 code for a protein of 376 amino acids. The transcript is spliced from 9 exons. The record is from RefSeq and is a predicted model, not a curated record. NCBI's taxonomy places the organism in Eukaryota, Metazoa, Chordata, Actinopteri, Siluriformes, Bagridae.